Molecule: messenger RNA, 480 nt
Organism: Gongylonema pulchrum
Lineage: Eukaryota; Metazoa; Nematoda; Chromadorea; Rhabditida; Gongylonematidae
Source: the annotation of a GenBank genome assembly
GUUGAAGAAGAUGUAGAUAGCAAUGACGAAGUUGAUGAGGUUCUUGCGCAAGAGCACUACCUUGAACUGAUCGAUAAUCCGGGAUACAUCAAGAAACGGUCCAAAUCAAAGGUUAUCCGUUAUCGAAUGUACAAUAUCCACACAGAGCCGCAACAGUUCUACAGGGAGUUGCUGAUGCUCUAUUACCGCUGGCGAAACGAAGAAGCGGAAAUUGUAAAUAUCGACUGCGAAGUGCUGUUCCACAUUCGUAGUGAUGAAAUCAUGCAAAACAGAGGAAAGUACCACUACUUUCCAAACAGUGUGGUGGAGGAUGCCAUGGAACAAGCGCAAAACGAUGCUCAAGCUCGAGAAGCAAGCGUCGACACGGAUCCAAUAGCUCCAACAUUUGACUUCAACAACGACUACCGUGUCGGGCCGGAAGUGAUUCAUAUUGAAGACGGACAGUACAGUAAAUGUGGGACAUGCCCGAUGAGGUUCUGA